AUGCAUCCCACGGUGCAGUCCGUCUUACUCAUUGCCUCGUUGGUGUGUCACAGCGUUCGAGCAGCACCGAAUGAUGGAAAGUAUAACCCGAGAAAGUACAGCGGGAGUGGAAAAUACGUGCACAAAGGAGAUGGAGACUACGUAGAUGACGUGCGCCGGUAUAGGUACGUGCAUUACGAUGAUGGCGAUCGAGGCCGGUACUUCCACGUGCAUAUCCCGUACGAUGGUGGCUAUGGAAACUACGAGGGUGGUCACGAACCCUAUCGUUUUCCACCCUACGAUCCUGCAGGCGAGUACGCUGAGAUCGUGAACAAAUACUCAUCGGAUCCGUACAGAGGGAACGCUUACGACAUCUCGAAGCCAUCGAUCUAUCUCGAAUCGGGAGUACCCUCAGUAUCUGAGUCCCACACCGCCUCGAGUGUCGUCGACGUCAGGCAAUCACUCCUGCCAGGACCAGGGACGGCUUAUUUGCCCGUUCGCUCCCCAGACGAGCUUCCAGACGUCCGGCAAUCGCUUCUUCCCGGUCCUGGCACGGCUUAUCUGCCCGUUUUGACCCCCCAAGAAGAGAAGCAGUUGGCGAGUGGAUUCUCAAACAGACAGCCCGGGAUCCUACCUCAUCCAAACAGCGUCGACAGACCAGAUCACUUCACGGCGACGACACCGAAACCAACGACGACGACGUCGACGACGACGCAACCGCCACCAGUGACGACGGCCGCUAAUAUACCCACCCUGGCCGGUGAUCAGAAGGUGGACCACCUCCAGCAACCCUGCCUGGCCACCAGCGGCCCACUGCGGCUCACAUCGAGCGGUGCGAGAUGAUCCACUUUGCGUGCCGAUAAGCAAACAGCGCUGUGUGUCGAAAGCCAGUCUCUCACGCCGUGCUCAU
This is a messenger RNA of Anopheles nili, 889 nucleotides long. RefSeq lists its product as uncharacterized. The record is from RefSeq and is a predicted model, not a curated record. Bases 1 to 822 code for a protein of 273 amino acids. The transcript has 4 exons. Lineage: Eukaryota; Metazoa; Arthropoda; Insecta; Diptera; Culicidae.